UAAAUAGCACACGAUCGCUUUCGGUUUACAUACAAACGUUUUGUUUUGCUUUGCUUAAAAGAAGGCGCAGGCGAUGGAUGUGGAAAUAAGUCUGGACUUCGGAGGAACUCGUCGAACGAUUCAGCAAGCGUUCAUCAGUUGCUGCGAACAACUGCUUGAGAUAGCUCUGAUUUUGACCCAUGAAAGUUGCCAGUUUUUGCGCCGUUUGUGGGGCGGCUCAGGCCAGGAGUUUUCCCCAAACUGUCAAGAAGAUAUCGGCGAUGGUUCGCUGUCCAGCAGUCAAUACCAAAGCCACAGUCCCAGGAAAAGUGCACAAAAUAGGAAAACAGGAUCCAGGAUCUUGGCUGGCGAGGGUGACUACCUGCGGCACGAGAAUAACAUCAAAGCUCAACUUCCGCGUCUUGUGAGCGUGGCUUGCGGCUUUGCCAAGGAUCAGAUAAUACACUCGCAAUAUAAUCGGGGAAAGUUUGGUGAGGAUGCCUGGUUCAUGGCCUCCAAUCCACAGGCGUACAUAAUGGGCGUGGCGGAUGGAGUGGGCGGCUGGCGAAAUUAUGGCAUCGAUCCCGGCGAGUUCAGCAUGUUCCUAAUGCGAUCCUGUGAGCGCAUGUCACAUGCCCCGGAUUUUAUGCCGAAAAGACCAGAAGUACUGCUGGAACGAGCCUAUUACGAUCUCCUAGACCAAAAAUGCCCCAUUGUGGGCAGCUGCACAGCGUGCAUCCUAACUCUAAAUCGCGCCAACAGCACCCUGUAUACUGCAAAUAUCGGAGACAGUGGCUUUUUGGUGGUGCGAUCUGGCCAGGUGGUCUGCCGAUCGCAGGAGCAGCAGCACCACUUCAACACCCCCUAUCAAUUGGCAUCGCCGCCUCCGGGUCACGACAUCAAGGCACUAUCGGAUGGUCCCGAAGCGGCGGACACCAUCAAGUUCCCAACGCAACUGGGCGACGUCAUUCUGCUGGCCACCGAUGGCGUCUACGAUAAUGUACCUGAAAGCUUUCUCGUGGAGGUCCUUACGGAGAUGUCGGGCAUCUCGAAUCCCGUGCGGCUUCAAAUGGCCGCCAAUGCGGUGGCUUUGAUGGCCCGCACUUUGAGCCUCAAUCCAAAGCACGAUUCUCCGUUUAGUCAGAAUGCCCGGAAACUCAACAUCGAUGCAUCGGGUGGAAAACCGGAUGACAUUACGGUCCUAUUGGCCAGUGUCGUCUAGAAUUGCCACCCGGAGAAUCGAAAGGGAAACGCGGGUGCAAGCAGAUCGGAUAUCCGAGGCUACAUAAAACCAUGGAAGUCAGAACGGCCAGUUCCCAGCAGAUUUUACUGGCCAGUGUUGUUGGUAGCUGCUGUUCGGCGAAGUUGGCCCUAGAAAC
Messenger RNA from Drosophila erecta, 1358 nucleotides. Its product is annotated as protein phosphatase PTC7 homolog. The record is from RefSeq and is a predicted model, not a curated record. NCBI's taxonomy places the organism in Eukaryota, Metazoa, Arthropoda, Insecta, Diptera, Drosophilidae. The transcript has a single exon. Bases 74 to 1201 code for a protein of 375 amino acids.